AGAGGCGUAAGCUCUCUACAUUGAAGACCUAUGAAAACAUCAGCUUUCCAGAGCGUCUGGCUCCUACCAGCUGCAUGUUAAUUGUAGCUAGAGCCUCUAGCCACUGUUACAAAAGGAAAUAAACAUUCAGGAGUCAUUUUCAAAGCAUUUUGAGGGCUCCAGAGCAUUCAGCUGAAGUCCAGGUAUUACGGUGCACGCGGGUCUCCAGGACUAAAGCCAGGCCGAGCCGCACUGCCCAGGCACUUUGGGGAAAAGCCUGUAACACCAUCUCAGGCCUCCUCUUCCCGGACACAGCCAGCCAGGCUGCAGGGCACGGAUCAAGGAAUGCUCCCCCUUCAGGGAGCUCUCGGCAGGUGGAAACAGACGGGUGCAGUGGGACAAGUUCAGCGACCUCGGACGGGAGUUAGCUGGUUCUGCGGGCUGUGUGCGCGUGCACACGCUGACACUCAUGCAUGCGCACCCGCUCACUCAGGACCCCCUGCCCACCACAGCCGCCCGCUCCCCGCCCCCUGCCAGGUCGCUGCUCUGACGUGCUCCUGGCAUCCUCCAAUUUCCACAGAGAUCACCGUACACUGUAGCCCUGAAUUUGAGCAAGGUUUUUAGUUACCUGUGGACAUUCACUUUUGAAGGGUUGGUUUAUACCGUUCUGGGUUCUUUUUUUAAAAAAAAAAAAUCAUGGAAGAAAGACGCUGACAUCUGGCCUCAAAACACUUCCAGCAGCUAGCCCAACUGACGUGCAGUCCUUGCCAGCAGAGAAUGAAAGAAGGGACGGCGGAGCAUCUGUAAGCAGGGGUGCCAUUGGGGUGGAGACCAGCCCCACGGGGCUGGGACCCCAGCUCAGCUGCCUGUGUUGUUACCGAGGCCCUAGUGGGGUCCCAGGGACUCUCAGCUGUGCUGUGGGGUCUGAUGGGGCCUGCAGCCUCUCCCCGUGAGAACUCGCACUUGGCCUGUGCCCGCGCUCAAGCCCUCUGUCCUCUCCGCCAGCGUCCUCUCCCCACGUGUCAGCUGGCAGAGAGUCUGAGUGAGAGUUCACGCGGCAGCUUCCUCUGCAGUAACGGACCGUGGAGGAGGAGGAGGAACCGCAGCCCACUGCACACGCCGGGGACUGGCCAGGCUCAUCCGCUGACCGCACGUACUCCACCCUCGCGACAACCUCCUGACCCAGGGACCAAAGCCAGGCAGCUGUGAGCAGGGUGCCCAGGGAGCCCGGUCGUCAACCAUGUGGAGUCCCGGUCUUGGCCCCUCGGCCCAGUUCACAGGCCACUGCUUGGUUCCCUCGCAGCCCUCGGGCAAGAGCUCUCAGCAGGCAGCGUGGGUCCCUCCCGAGGGGAGGACUGAGUCAGGCCAGGGGGCGCAUCUGAGCUGCCUUCUCUAAGUAUAAAAGCAGGGCCCUUGGUGCAGCAGGGCUUGGACAUGCACCCUGUGGCCCCGAGGUCCCCAGGUGGGCACCGCUUCACAGCUGGCCCCGGCUGUUCUGCUCCAUUGACCAGGCCUGUGGCCAGUCCCCCGCCAGGGCCCCGCAGUCACCGAUCAUUGCGGGGGAGCUGCUGCCUCACUGCGCUGCCCCCACGGCCCUGGACACCGCGGCCCCUCCUGGGCUUCAUGGCUUCCUGGGCCGCUGAGCAGAGGCGUGGUCUGUCAGCUCACUUUUCCUGAGGCCCAGCCAUGCCCACCUAGAGCGGGCCUCCACACUAAGCCCGUGUCCCGCAAGACCCUCUCGGCCCACAUGUGACUCAAGUCAGCACGGCCCGGCACCCACCCAGGCCACAGGGCCAUCCGACAGGGCCUCCUGGGUGCCAGAGAGAGCGGCAGACAUCCUGGAAGUGCCUGCUCAGGGCCCAGAGCAGAGCGGGGACCAUCUUCUCCGGAAUCCAAGACAGCAGGAGAGCUGCCCUGGGGUGCUCGGCCAGCGCCGCACACUCUGUGCUCAUGUCAGCAUCCACCUUUGAGCCCGGCGGCCAUGGGUUUUCCUCUCGUGGUGUCUCCGCUCCCCCCCGCCCGAGCCUGGAGCAGACAGCUCUUCAGUGCCAUGCCGACGACCCCGCCAAAGAGCCUCCCGCCCAGCACAGCCGGGGGAGCUCCCACCCAAGGGGCACACAGCGUGACCACGGGGUGGCUGAGCCUUCCCAGGGCUGGAAGUUGGCGAGUCUGGGAGAACGUCUUCUUGAAAGAUAAUUAUUGGAACCCAGAGAGGGUCUUGGAAGAAAACUAUCAGUACUUCUGUGCACGGGAACAUCUGUGAUGAAUGACAGUCACUCCAGUUGAGGGUCAAGGAAGAGAGGGGGCUCUAGAGACAGCUGAGUCCUCAGAAACGGGUGCGGUGGGACAGAACCCCAAAACGACUCCGUGCCCUGGGCCUCCCGUGGAGACAAAACCACUACUUCCACGUCCGGCAGCCCCGAGCAGGGCUCGCCCUGCCUGCCCCGUUGGAGGUGGCCACCCUAUCACCAUGCCCUUCCGAUGGGCUAGCUUGAGGUCAGUGGCAGUGCCGCUGCCCAGGUACCACAGGUGGACGCCAGCUUGUCUGACUGUGAACCUCUGGCCUUGGGGCCUCAGCCUGGUUCCCUCCAGAGGGCAAGGCCACUGGGGUCCGAGAGGGGACCCUCUGUGCUGUGGCAGUGGUGACCUCGGCUGGGUUCCCUUGAAGGCUUCCCUCAGCCCCCGGAGCCGCGCACGCAGCAGGUGGGCAGAGAGGCCUGAGAGCGUCCCCAUCACACUCACAAAGCAGCAGCCCCAGCAGGCCACGCGCAGGCCAGCUCGUUGAUCGGGCCCAACGCCGCCCGACUUCCUGGUCCUCUCAGAUUCUCUGAAAGCAGCAUGAUUUUUGAGCUCCAGCCUCUCCCAAGGCUACCCUCUCGUGCCAUGCAUGCAGCCAAGCCUGCAGAGAAAGACCCUGAGCAGGUGCUUCAGCGCCAGGGGCAACGUUCUGAGCCAGCUGAGCCCCCCGCCCCGGCCCACAGAGACGACCUCCACCCUGGAGUCUCAGGCCGGCGGUGCCCUCCCGCGGGCGAGGUAACUCUCUGCGCUGUCAGGCUGGCCACCCUCCUCUCUCCUCUCCACUGCUGGCCCCAAGCCUGGAACCACCCUGGCCCGAAGCUAAAGACCUCUCCAUCCCUUCGAACAAGACUGGCCAGACGCCCGCUGCAUAGCAGCCACGCCAGGACCAGGCAGGGGAACGGACGCGGUGAAAGCCGCCGUGCUGGCAGGGCCAAGGCUGCUGCUUCAGGAGCAUAAUCAGAAACAAGACGGUGGGGGUGCAAGUCACCUUUAGAUCAGUGAUUAAUCCCCUUAUAGGAGGAACAGGAUACAGCUGUAACUGGACCACCGCGGACAGCCCGAGGCGCAUGCCAGUGCCAGCCUGCGGAGCUGCUUCCCACUUCUCUGCCGGGCCAGGACACUGGGGCCGACCAGCCCGCUCCCCCGGCCCAGGGCCACACGCCGGCCGAGCAGACGAUCAGGGCUCGGCGGUCCUCCCGCUGGCAUCGCUGCAAUCCCCGAGGCAACACGCCUGCACGCGUCAGGCGCGGCCCUGCUCCGUGGACCGAGGCUGGUUGCAGCCCUGGCUCGGCACGCCUGCCGCAGAAGAGAGGCGACCGCAGGCCGGGGUCCGAGAGCAACUGGGUUGCCUCUCGGUGGACGUGCACACACCUGUAUGUUCCCCAGGCCCAGUGGAGGGGAAGUCACGCAGGGUCCCUGGGUGGAGGCCAGGAUCCCAACCAGGCAGAAGAGAGCCCGCCAUGUGGAGCUGCCCACUCAACGGCACGGGCGGAGAGGACCAGCUCCCCUGCCAGCAUGUCCAGCGGGCCCUGUCCGCCCUCUCGCUGCUCUACCUGCUUGUCGGCGUCCCCCUCGGCCUCGGCUACAACGCCCUGCUGCUGCUGGUCAACCUGCACGACCCGGGCGGUAUGACCAUGCCCGACGUCUACUUCGCCAACAUGGCCGCGGCUGGCCUGGUCCUCGGCGCCCUGGCGCCUGCGCACCUGCUGGGCCCCGGCGCUGCCAGCUGGGCUGUGUGGGACGCGGGCAGCGAGGUCCACGUCACGCUGCUGGUGCUGUUCAACGUGGCGGCGCUGGUGACCCUGUACUCCACGGCGCUGCUGGCCCUCGACUGCUACAUCGAGCGGGCGCUGCCGCGCACCUACAUGUCGAGCGUCUACAACACCAGGCACGUGUGCGGCUUCGUGUGGGGCGGUGCCCUGCUCACCGGCUUCUCCUCCCUGCUCUUCUACAUCUGCAGCCACGUGGCUGCCAGGCUGGCCGAGUGCUCCCAGGUGCGGCACACGGAGGCGGCCGACGCCAUCAUGCUGCUCAGCGGGUACCUGGUGCCCGUCCUGGCCGUGCUGUACGCGCUCGUGCUCCUCACACGGAUCCGGAAGGAGGACACGCCACUCGACCGGGAUGCGGGCCAGCCGGACCCCUCGGCGCACAGGCUGCUGGUGGCCACCGUGUGUGCGCAGUUCGGGCUCUGGACGCCCCACUACCUGACGCUCCUGGGGCGCACGGUCCUGGCUGCGCGGGGGAGGCCAGCGGACGGGCACCACCUGGGGGCGCUGCUCCUCGCCAAGGACCUGUCCAGGUUCCUGGCCUUCGCCAGCAGCGCUGUGGUGCCGCUUCUUUACCGCCACAUGGACAGAAACUUCCCCGGCAAACUCCGGCGGCUGAGGAAGAAGCUGCAACGUGGGCACCAGAGCUGCUCCUUGGACGAAGCGGGGACACAGCCGGCGAUGGCGUAGACGCUGCUCCACGGGCCUCGGCCAACCGAGGGGCAGACGGCGUGUGGCAGAAGGCACAGCCCGCAGUGACCAGGUCCCCCGCGCCCGCAGCUUGCUCCCUCCCCACCCCCCGUCUGGCAUCCAGGAGACUUGCUGGCCCUGCAUCACCCGCUCCCUCCCUCCCUCUCCCCAGGAGACCAGGCAGAACCAGGCGAGUCCCCUGGGAGCUUCCCGCGUCCUCCCACACGAAGCCACCCUCAGGCCAAGGCCGUGAUGUCCGAGCAGCAGGUGCCAGGUGUGAGGAUGAGCUGUGCCAUCGGGGUACCUGGCCGCCCGCAGAGUGUGUGCUUGUCUCCUACGGGCACCUUUGAGGUCCACGCCUGCAGCAGCCUGUUUCCCUCAGCCUCAUGUCUGGCUUUCAAAUGAGUGACGAAAAUCUAACGCCACUAUUUAUACUUUGUAUUGUUAAAAUACUCCAUCCCCCCUCCCUCUUGUUUUGUUGUUUAUGAAGAGACGUUUGGUAGGAAAGUCAGAAGGUAUUAAAAUGAAGGAAACACA
Delphinapterus leucas (beluga whale) is the source of this 5270-nucleotide messenger RNA. NCBI's taxonomy places the organism in Eukaryota, Metazoa, Chordata, Mammalia, Artiodactyla, Monodontidae. The record is from RefSeq and is a predicted model, not a curated record.